Lemur catta (Ring-tailed lemur) is the source of this 1209-nucleotide messenger RNA. It is a transcript of the gene LDHC, whose product is annotated as lactate dehydrogenase C. The transcript has 8 exons. Gene Ontology annotation, molecular function: L-lactate dehydrogenase (NAD+) activity. Gene Ontology annotation, cellular component: cytoplasm. Gene Ontology annotation, biological process: carboxylic acid metabolic process. The record is from RefSeq and is a predicted model, not a curated record. Lineage: Eukaryota; Metazoa; Chordata; Mammalia; Primates; Lemuridae. Bases 97 to 1095 code for a protein of 332 amino acids.
GUAUUUUUGUCAGUUUUGCGCCUUCCUUAAAAGCGGUGCCCUGCACUUUCGGGCCAUCUGUACUGAGCUGCGCCAAGCUAAGCAUUUGUUCUCCAAAUGUCAACUAUCAAGGAGCAGCUUAUUGAGAAUCUAGUUGCGGAAGAUAAAGAUUCUCAGUGUAAAAUCACCAUUGUUGGGGUUGGUGCUGUAGGCAUGGCUUGCGCUAUUAGUAUCUUACUGAAGGGUUUGGCUGAUGAACUUGCCCUUGUUGAUGUCUCAUCCGAUAAACUGAAGGGAGAAACGAUGGAUCUUCAGCAUGGAAGUCUUUUCUUUAGUACUUCAAAGAUUACCUCUGGCAAAGAUUACAAUGUAUCUGCAAACUCCAAAAUAGUUAUUAUUACAGCAGGUGCAAGGCAGCAGGAGGGAGACAGUCGCCUUGCCCUGGUCCAGCGUAAUGUGAAUAUCAUGAAAUCAAUCAUUCCUACCAUAGUCCGUUAUAGUCCUAACUGUAAAAUGCUCAUUGUUUCAAAUCCAGUGGAUAUUUUGACGUAUGUAGUCUGGAAGUUAAGUGGUUUACCCGCAACUCGUGUAAUUGGGAGUGGUUGUAAUCUAGACUCUGCCCGUUUCCGUUACCUAAUUGGAGAGAAGUUGGGUGUCCAUCCUACAAGCUGCCAUGGUUGGAUUAUUGGAGAACAUGGUGAUUCUAGUGUGCCGUUAUGGAGUGGGGUGAAUGUUGCUGGUGUUGCUUUGAAGACUCUGAACCCUCAAUUAGGAACUGAUUCAGACAAGGAACAGUGGAAAAAUGUCCAUAAACAAGUUGUUUCAAGUGCCUACGAGAUUAUCAAACUGAAGGGGUAUACCUCUUGGGCUAUUGGACUGUCUGUGACAGAUCUGGUAGGAUCAAUUUUGAAAAAUCUUAGGAGAGUGCAUCCAGUUUCCACUAUGGUUAAGGGCUUAUAUGGAAUACAAGAAGAAAUCUUUCUCAGUAUCCCUUGCAUCUUGGGUCGGAAUGGUGUCUCAGAUGUUGUGAAAAUUAACCUGAAUUCUGAGGAGGAGGCCCUUUUCAAGAAGAGUGCGAGUACGCUUUGGGAUAUCCAAAAGAACCUAGCAAUUUAAAGCCGUUUUAUGUUCCACUGUUUUACAGAACAGAAGAUAGGAGACUGUAUAUUUUACAUUAUAAAAGUAUUUUCAUCUGAUCUGUAAAAAAUAAAAAAAAUUGGACACCUAUGA